This is a messenger RNA of Drepanopeziza brunnea f. sp. 'multigermtubi' MB_m1, 1794 nucleotides long. The record is from RefSeq and is a predicted model, not a curated record. NCBI's taxonomy places the organism in Eukaryota, Fungi, Ascomycota, Leotiomycetes, Helotiales, Drepanopezizaceae.
AUGGACGCAUCAUCACCGCUGUUUGAUCUCCGAGAACUUGGUCCCCCAAGUCAUUACGAAGAGCCCGUUGAACCACCGGACGGCGCUCUGUUAAUGGAAAUGAUCUAUCAGUAUUUCAACGAGCAACCGCCGAAAUCCCCAACAUUACAUCCAACUCCCGUCGAGUCGGAAUUUUCUUCGAUCAAAAAAUGGGCAGCCUCGCUCGAAGACUUCGAGGCCUCCCCGGCUGAUUUGGAGUUUCCGGACUUGGACGAACUUGAUGGAUCAUGGCCGGACUCGAUCCCAUCUCCAUUGGGAUCAUCGUCCAGCGAGUACUCGAACUCCACUGUUUCCGGUCGCCCUGAGACUCCACCGUUGACUAUGGCUGUCCAUGUUAGUCCGCUAAGGGUACAGCAAGACGCGCUCGGGCUUGAGUUGUCGAAACGGACUCUUUCCUCUGUACCGGCCAAUCUUAAUCUUAAUCGUUCAAACCGGAAGAGUUCUGUGUUUACGCCUCAGCUCGGAGUCUCUUCCAUGCACGCUCACGCACAAGCAUCCCAGUCUGUGCCGCCUGCAGUUCUCUCGGAAUUAGAAUCGUGCACUCCGGAGGAGAGACAAGCUGCCCAUGUCGGGAGUCUGAUGAGAGCGAAGGAUGCGCCGAAGGAGACUUCCAGCCGGUAUUCAACUCCUGUUACCAGGCCGAAUACGGAGUAUGUCCGCCGGGCCAGAUCGCAGACGUCUCCGACGGCAGACAGGUUUUCGAAAGCGUUACCGCCUCCCCCAGCGAUGAUCCAUCGUCGACUCGAGUCCAUCAGUCGGAAGAGAGCUAGCCGACAAUCGAUCCACGGCCAGCUUCCGAGUCAAGAACAGAGCGAGGCAGAAAUGGAAAGGGCCUUGUUGAGGAUCAAGAGGCAGUGGGAGAUCGAGCAGGGGGUCACUUCUCCCCCGCUCAAGAAAGAGCCGAACUUGAUUUCUGGAUUCAAUCCUCGGCCAGAGAGCAGGCAUGUUUGCUUCCAGGUCCAGGAGGAGUCGGAAGCAGAAAGGGCUCCAGAGCCGGUCAAACGGGCCCCCGUUGCAGCCGUGGUCGCCCAUCCGGAAGUCCCCUCCCCGGUACCAAGGAAGUCGGAAAUCCAAACUCCGAAUGUCGUUGCUCAGCUUGAGAAGCAGGCCCGACGGACCUCUCAAGUUCGCAGACAGUCCAAAUUCAAAAUCCUGUCCCCCCUGAAGAAGAAAUUGGAUGUCGCACAGCCAGUCAGUUCGGUGCUAGAAUCUACCCCCAGCCAAGGAUUGCGGCUCACCCAAGGCUUCUUCUCUGGACCACUUGGGAUGCACAUCAAGAUGACAAGGCGGGUAAAGGCUUUUUCGAAAGUCGAGUGGAUCGUUGAGGGUGAAAAUGGCGCGACGUUGCUCAAGUGUUUCGGACAGUCCAAGUCGACAAGCCGGCAGACUGAAUUUCGCGAUGCCGAUGAUGGUCAGAUUUGCCAGUUCCGAAAGAAGAGUGGUAAUACCAUGGUUGCUCAAACGCCCGACGGCAUAAUGUUAUUCACCAUCAAGAGCGGCUCGAUUUAUUCAAGUCCCAAUUUCACAAUAAAUCACGGCAGUGAUCUCAGUGCAGGGCAAUGGAUAGCCAAGGGCGGCGAUGACAUGGAGAGUUUGCGGGCGACCUGGCGCGGCUUCCAAGUCGGCCGCAUCUCGCUCGAGUCGAAGCUGAAGAAGCACACCUACGUCUUGGAAGUGGCCCCGGACGUGGACUACUGUAUCAUGGCGGCGCUGACGAUCGUCUUUGACGACUUGCGGAUGGAUAGGGGCUGUUGA